AUGUGGCCGGAGAAUUGUCUGAAAGCAAAAUGUGACAUGGUAUAUUUGCAUAAAUGCCCCGAAGAUUCUCGAUUAGUAAUACCACCACCGCCACCUGGAGAAUGUUGCGCACCUCCCGGAGAAUGUCAUUGUGAUAUACAGAAAUGUUAUCCGUUAGUACCGGUAUGUGAAAAGGGUCUUGAACGAGUUCUCGUAAAAAAAGGUAUCAAUGAACCUGGCCAUUGUUGUGAUAUCUUUGAAUGCAAACAACCAGAAUUACACUGUGAAAAUGUACAUUGUGAUCAUCAUUUUUUGGAUUAUAACGAAGAGGAAUGUCCUGAUGAUAGCAUUCGAACUGCUAGCUAUGUACCAGCUGGAACUUGCUGUCCAAUUAGUCCCGAAUGUCGAUGCCGUGCAUCAAUUUGUAUGCCUGCAUCAUGUCCUGAAGGUCAAAAGGUGAAGAUUUUACAAAAAG
Molecule: messenger RNA, 454 nt
Organism: Acanthocheilonema viteae
Lineage: Eukaryota; Metazoa; Nematoda; Chromadorea; Rhabditida; Onchocercidae
Source: the annotation of a GenBank genome assembly